This is a messenger RNA of Penicillium lagena, 555 nucleotides long. RefSeq names its product 40S ribosomal uS11 domain-containing protein. Lineage: Eukaryota; Fungi; Ascomycota; Eurotiomycetes; Eurotiales; Aspergillaceae. Gene Ontology annotation, molecular function: mRNA 5'-UTR binding; small ribosomal subunit rRNA binding; structural constituent of ribosome. The record is from RefSeq and is a predicted model, not a curated record. Gene Ontology annotation, cellular component: ribosome; cytosolic small ribosomal subunit. Gene Ontology annotation, biological process: maturation of SSU-rRNA from tricistronic rRNA transcript (SSU-rRNA, 5.8S rRNA, LSU-rRNA); ribosomal small subunit assembly; translation. The transcript is spliced from 5 exons. Bases 1 to 555 code for a protein of 184 amino acids.
AUGCCUCCCAAGAAGACCGCCGCUCCCGCCAAGGAGAACGUCUCCCUCGGCCCCCUGGCCGGUGAUGGCAAGCUCGUUUUCGGCGUUGCCCGCAUCUUCGCCUCGUUUAACGACACCUUCGUCCACGUCACCGAUCUGAGUGCAAACAUCCCACCCACACCUGAUCCGGUACAUCUGGAACUGGAAUUGGAAGGGAAGCGGGCACAACAAACAAACCUCGCGCUCAAUGCAAUGGUCUCACAUGGUCGCGAAACCAUCGUCCGUGUGACUGGUGGUAUGAAGGUCAAGGCUGACCGUGACGAGUCGUCCCCCUACGCCGCCAUGCUUGCUGCCCAGGACGUCGCCGCCCGCUGCAAGGAGCUGGGCAUCAACGCUCUGCACAUCAAGAUCCGUGCCACCGGUGGUAACGGCACCAAGACCCCCGGCCCCGGUGCUCAGUCUGCUCUCCGCGCUCUGGCCCGUGCCGGUAUGCGCAUCGGCCGCAUCGAGGACGUCACCCCCACCCCCUCCGACUCUACUCGUCGCAAGGGUGGUCGCCGUGGUCGCCGUCUGUAG